Messenger RNA from Mastomys coucha (southern multimammate mouse), 1733 nucleotides. RefSeq names its product general transcription factor IIH subunit 4 (gene Gtf2h4). The transcript is spliced from 14 exons. Gene Ontology annotation, biological process: nucleotide-excision repair. Lineage: Eukaryota; Metazoa; Chordata; Mammalia; Rodentia; Muridae. Bases 240 to 1631 code for a protein of 463 amino acids. The record is from RefSeq and is a predicted model, not a curated record. Gene Ontology annotation, cellular component: transcription factor TFIIH holo complex; transcription factor TFIIH core complex. Gene Ontology annotation, molecular function: double-stranded DNA binding; ATPase activator activity.
UGACACUUUUCCUGCUCUCCCUUCUGUUUGGACUGCUUUUUUGGCUGGGUCCUGUCUGUGAAGUUUUUCGUGGUUCUCCCACCUUUUAGAAUUCUCACCCUUUAUUUCCAGGAGCCAAUGCGAGGCAUUAGCUCUGAUUAGGCGACGGCUGGUGACCCGGGGUGCGCGAGGGGGAUCCGAGUGGUGAGGGGGUAUGAGUUGAGCGAGAGGUGGAGUGAAAGGAAAGCCGGGGAGAAGUGAUGGAGAUCACCCCUGCGAGGGGUGGACUGAACCGAGCACACCUACAAUGCAGGAAUCUACAGGAAUUCUUAGGAGGCCUGAGCCCUGGGGUGCUGGACCGAUUGUAUGGGCACCCUGCCACUUGUCUGGCUGUCUUCAGGGAGCUCCCUUCUUUGGCUAAGAACUGGGUGAUGAGGAUGCUCUUUCUGGAGCAGCCUCUACCACAGGCUGCAGUGGCCCUGUGGGUGAAGAAGGAGUUCAGCAAGGCUCAGGAGGAAAGCACCGGGCUGCUGAGCGGCCUCCGUAUCUGGCAUACCCAGCUGCUCCCCGGUGGACUCCAGGGCCUCAUCUUGAACCCUGUCUUCCGCCAGAACCUCCGAAUUGCUCUUCUGGGUGGGGGCAAGGCCUGGUCUGAUGACACAAGUCAGCUGGGACCAGACAAGCACGCCCGGGAUGUCCCCUCAUUGGACAAGUACGCUGAGGAGCGCUGGGAGGUGGUCUUGCACUUCAUGGUGGGCUCCCCCAGUGCAGCUGUCAGUCAGGACCUGGCUCAGCUCCUCAGCCAGGCCGGGCUUAUGAAAAGCACUGAACCUGGAGAGCCACCCUGUAUCACUUCGGCUGGCUUCCAGUUCCUGCUACUGGAUACGCCUGCCCAGCUCUGGUACUUCAUGCUGCAGUAUCUGCAGACAGCCCAGAGUCGGGGCAUGGAUCUAGUGGAGAUUCUCUCAUUCCUUUUCCAGCUCAGUUUCUCUACUCUUGGUAAGGACUACUCUGUGGAGGGCAUGAGCGAUUCUUUGUUGAACUUCCUGCAACACCUGCGUGAGUUUGGGCUUGUAUUCCAGAGGAAGAGGAGGUCCCGGCGUUACUACCCCACACGCCUGGCCAUCAACCUCUCAUCUGGUGUCUCUGGGGCUGGGGGCACUGUGCACCAGCCCGGCUUCAUUGUUGUGGAAACCAAUUACCGACUGUAUGCCUAUACUGAGUCGGAGCUGCAGAUCGCUCUCAUUGCCCUUUUCUCUGAGAUGCUCUAUCGAUUCCCCAACAUGGUGGUGGCACAAGUGACCCGGGAGAGUGUGCAGCAGGCCAUCGCCAGCGGCAUCACAGCUCAGCAGAUAAUCCAUUUCCUAAGGACAAGGGCCCAUCCAGUGAUGCUCAAACAGAAUCCUGUGCUGCCCCCAACCAUCACAGACCAGAUUCGGCUGUGGGAGCUGGAAAGGGACAGGCUGCGGUUCACUGAAGGCGUCCUGUAUAACCAGUUCCUGUCGCAAGUGGACUUUGAACUGCUGCUGGCCCACGCGCGGGAGCUGGGCGUGCUCGUAUUCGAGAACUCUGCCAAGCGGCUGAUGGUGGUGACGCCGGCGGGGCACAGCGACGUCAAGCGCUUCUGGAAGCGGCAGAAGCACAGCUCCUGAGCCGGCCGGGUUCGGCCCCGGGGAGGCGAGCGGGCGAGCAGCUUUCCAACUCAGAUGUAUUUUGUUUACAUACCGGGACAUUUCUUGUUUAAUAAAAUUAUG